Molecule: messenger RNA, 471 nt
Organism: Penicillium salamii
Lineage: Eukaryota; Fungi; Ascomycota; Eurotiomycetes; Eurotiales; Aspergillaceae
Source: the annotation of a GenBank genome assembly
AUGUGGAAAUCACUCAUCUCAACCGGCCAACAAGCCACCCACGCAAGCCGCCUACAGCUCUCCAAAACCACCGCAUCCACCAUCUCACACCCCUUCAGCACAACCCCAAUCCCCAAGAAAGAAUGGAGCCACGACCUGCUGGACCGGGAGGCACUCAAUCCCGAGCGCUCAGAGACCACCAAAUCCAGCACAGAUGGCGAAGUAGCCAGCCACCCCUCUGCUUUUGAUCCGUCGAAAACAUCACCGGAAAGUGAGCACGAGGCUACAGCGGAGGAAAGCAGACGCGAAGGAAAGGAUGAUCCUUUGAAUAUGAGCCCUGCCAACAAGGAUGUUAGUGCUUGGAGGGGUCCGACUGAGGGUGGUCCGGUCCGGAAUAAGGACCGUGAGGCUUCGAGUACUCCUGGGGCGACGAAGAAGAAUCGUGGUGUUCAUGUUAAGGAGGAUGGGACUCAUGUAUCGUACCGGGAUUAA